UUGGUUUGUCAGCAGGAUUUAUUAAUACGAUAACUGUUAGCAGUGGGGUGAAGUUUUCUUACCCGGACUCACUGUUGUCUCUGGAGCAGGGAUCCAUUGUCCGGACAGCGCCUGACUCAUUCAGUUGUGUACUUUGAGUUCACACCUAUAGAGUGAAAGUGAUUGAGACCUUCAGUGAAGCUCCUCCUACAACAAUCCACCAAUAAAUGCUGGAGUCAAACACACAGAGAAAUCACUCCAUGUGUGACAACUGAAAUCUUCAUGACAUAAUGUUGGUGCCGGUGAAAGAGGAGCUUGAGAAGAUGACAGAUCCACAACCAUGCAGAAUAAAGGAAGAAGAUACCGAGGAACAAAUAGAUAUGAUUGAAGUGAAAGAGGAGAGUCAAGCUGAAGUGGAUGAGAAACAUCAGAUUGUAAAAAUAAACCAUAAUGUUUCACAGAAAGAAACUCUGAAGACAGAAGACAUAAAGUGUGAAAAUAGUUUCAGUGAAGAUGAACGCCCUGCAGAUCACAAGAGGACUCACAGUGAGGAGAAACCUUUCACAUGUCAACAGUGUGGAAAGAGUUUCAGAAGAAAAGCUCACCUAAAAGAUCACAAGAGGACUCACAGUGAGGAGAAACCUUUCAUAUGUCAACAGUGUGGAAAGGGUUUCAGAAGAAAAGAUAACCUUAAAACACACAUGAGUAAUCACAGUGAGGAGAAACCUUUUACAUGUCAACAGUGUGGAAAGAGUUUCAGAAGAAAAGAUAACCUUAAAACACACAUGAGUAGUCACAGUGAGGAGAAACCUUUCACAUGUCAACAGUGUGGAAAGAGUUUCAGAACAAAAGUUAGCCUUAACUUACAUGUAAGGAUUCACACCGGAGAAAAAACACACGCAUGCCAUCACUGUGAAAAGAGUUUUAUAACUGUCGGUGACCUUAACAAACAUGUGAGGAUUCACACUGGCGAGAAACCACACGUAUGCCAUCACUGUGAAAAGAGUUUUACAACUGUCGGUGACCGUAACAAACACAUGAGGAUUCACACUGGAGAGAAACCAUACGCAUGCCAUCACUGUGAAAAGAGUUUUACAACUGCCGGUGACCUUAAGAAGCAUUUGAGGAUUCACACUGGAGAGAAACCUUACACUUGUCAACUAUGCAGAAAGAGUUUCACCUUUAACUCAGGCCUUUUCCAGCACAUGAAAACUCACAGUGGGGAAAAGCUACACGCAUGCCAUCUCUGUGACAAGAGUUUCCUAGAUAAAGUUAAACUUAAGAUACACAUGAGGUCUCACACUGGAGAGAAACCAUUUACAUGUCAUCUGUGUGGAAAGAGUUUCACAAUAAAAAUUCACCUUAACGCACACAUGAUGAUUCACACUGGAGAGAAACCGCAUCCGUGCCAUCACUGUGAAAAGAGUUUUAUAACUGCAAGUAACCUUAGAAAACAUUUGAGAAUUCACACUGGAGAGAAACCUUACACUUGUCAUCUGUGUGGAAAGAGUUUUGUUACAAAUCCCAACCUUAAAAUACACAUGAGGAUUCACACCGGAGAGAAACCACAUCCGUGCCAUCAGUGUGGAAGGAGUUUUAGAACAGCAGGUAAACUGAAGACUCACAUAAUGUCUCACACUGGAGAAAAACCUUACAUAUGCUCUCAGUGUGGAAAGAGUUUUUCUUCUGAAAGUAACUUUAAGAUUCAUGCAAGAAUUCACACUGGAGAGAGAGCGUUCACUUGCCAUGAGUGUGAAAAAUGUUUCAGAAGUAGGAGUAACCUUAUUACACACAUGAAAAUUCACAAAGGAGAGAAACCUCACGUGUGUUUUCAGUGUGGAAAGUGUUUCAGUAUGGAGUGUCAACUUAAGAAACACAUGAUAACUCACAGCGAAAAGAAACCUCACGCAUGUCCUCAGUGUGAAAAGAGUUUCAUAGAUAAACGUGGACUUGAGACUCACAUGAAAACUCACACUGGAGAGAAACCUUACAUAUGUCUUCAGUGUGAAAAGAGUUUUACAAGUGAAGGCACUCUUAGAUCACACAUGACAGUUCACACAGAAGAAAAAACUUUCACAUGUCAUCACUGUGGAAAGAGUUUUACAGUAAGACGUGCCCUUGAUGAUCAUGUGAGAAUUCACACUGGAGAGAAACCAUACGUGUGUCAACAGUGUGGAAAGAGUUUCAGGACAAAACCGAACCUUAGUGCACAUUUGAUCACUCACACUAAAGAGAAACCGUUCACAUGCCAUGAGUGUAAAAAGAGUUUCAAAACAAAAGCUAAUCUUAAAAAACACGCAAGAUUUCACAAUCAGUAGAAAACAUUCAUGUGUCAACAGUUCUUGUACUUAUUGAAGAGUUUUUUUUUUCAUGUCUUAAUAGAAGGGUUGUGAGCAAUUAUUGUUGAUUGUACAGUCACUGGAACAGAAUAGCAUAAACAUGUGACGACUGUCUUAUUGGUUAAUAAAUGUAAUUGCGGCUUAAUGGUAUAAAAGGGGGUAGGUGUUAAUAAGCUUAAGCUUCUACCUACCCCUUUUGAGCAUCGUUUCUAUUUUUCUUUAUUUCUCUCUUUUUUGUCUUUCUUUUUUUCUUUACUUGUAUUGUAAUGAAAUUUGUUAUUAUGUAUUAGAUGCUCAAAUAAAACUAAAUGAUGAUGAUGAUGAUGGAUAUGGCACAAAGUUUAGAAAUCA
Misgurnus anguillicaudatus (oriental weatherfish) is the source of this 2669-nucleotide messenger RNA. Lineage: Eukaryota; Metazoa; Chordata; Actinopteri; Cypriniformes; Cobitidae. The record is from RefSeq and is a predicted model, not a curated record.